This is a messenger RNA of Glossina fuscipes, 3127 nucleotides long. It is a transcript of the gene kirre, whose product is annotated as irregular chiasm C-roughest protein. Gene Ontology annotation, biological process: cell-cell adhesion. Gene Ontology annotation, cellular component: cell-cell junction. The record is from RefSeq and is a predicted model, not a curated record. The transcript is spliced from 7 exons. NCBI's taxonomy places the organism in Eukaryota, Metazoa, Arthropoda, Insecta, Diptera, Glossinidae. Bases 54 to 2810 code for a protein of 918 amino acids. Gene Ontology annotation, molecular function: cell adhesion molecule binding.
UAUUUUAGGCUUUUGCGUGCUGACAUUUUAUAAAAAGCCGCCGAACUUAUAAUAUGCCACAAGUAAUUAUUCACUUUGUAUCGAAAACCACAACGCUGCACAAAUCUACACCGACAACAACAACCGCAUCAAACAUUCCCACAUAUAAUCAUGCGAAACUUAUGGGUUGUUGUUUGGUCCUAUUGUUGUUGCUUCUAUUCGGCACAACAGAGGCCAAAUCGAAAUCGAAAAAGACCUCCAGCAUACAUUACAGCAACGAGGAUAACUUGAAAUCCCCUACCGAGGGCCAACAUUUUGCAAUGGAACCGCAAGAUCAAACCGCAGUAGUAGGUUCUAGAGUGACUUUGCCCUGCCGAGUAACCGACAAAGUAGGUGCAUUACAAUGGACAAAAGAUGAUUUUGGCCUUGGGCAACAUCGUAAUCUAAGCGGUUUUGAACGUUAUUCGAUGGUCGGUAGCGAUGAGGAGGGCGAUUUCUCUUUAGAUAUAUUUCCUGUAAUGUUAGAUGACGAUGCUCGUUAUCAGUGUCAAGUAGGCCCAGGACCUCAAGGCGAGGCAGGCAUUAGAUCACGUUUUGCUAAACUAACCGUUUUAGUACCACCUGAGGCUCCCAAAAUAUUACAAGGUGAUCACUUGGUUACCACUGAAGAUCGAGAAAUCGAAUUAGAAUGCGUAUCAGUGGGUGGAAAGCCCGCUGCAGAGAUAACUUGGAUAGAUGGCCUCGGUAAUGUGAUUAAUAAAGGCAUUGAAUACGUUAAGGAACCUUUAGCGGAUACACGCCGAGUGACAGCCAAAUCUAUACUGAAGUUGACACCCAAGAAAGAACAUCACAACACUACCUUUACAUGCCAAGCUCAAAAUACGGCUGAUCGUACUUAUCGUUCAGCUAAAGUCGAGCUAGAAGUGAAAUAUGCGCCAAAGGUGUCUGUAUCAGUAGUGGGUGGAGCUUUAGCCGGUGGGCGUAUUCCCGAAGGAGCCGAAAUCAUCCUAUCAUGUCAAGCCGACGCUAAUCCUCCUGUUCAAACUUAUCGUUGGUUUAUUAACGAUGAGCUCGUAACGGGUGACUAUACCACAAAAAUGGUUGUUCACAAUGUUUCACGUCAAUACCACGAUGCUAUAGUUAAAUGUGAGGUAGUUAACGCUGUAGGUAAAAGCGAGGAAAGUGAAACCUUGGACAUAAGCUAUGGUCCAAUUUUUCGACAACGGCCCACAUCGGUCGAAGCUGAUUUGGGUACAACUGUGACUCUUCGCUGUGGUGUGGAUGGUAAUCCAUCUCCAGAAAUCGAAUGGAUCAAUGAAAAUUCCGACAGAGUUGUUGGAACCUCUGCGAACCUAUCCUUGAAAGUAACCACUGAAUCUGCUGGCCGUUAUUACUGCAAAGCGAUAGUAGAGGGCUUUCCCGAAAUCGGAGCCGAAGCUACGAUUUAUGUUAAACGUGCUCCCAUUAUCACAUCGCAUAAAGUUCAAUUUGGAGCUGUUGGUCAUCGUGCCAAAAUUGAUUGCCUCGCCUUUAGCAUACCAAAAGCAGAAAAGAUCUUGUGGUCCUAUGAGGGAAAAAUUAUUAAUAUGAGCAGCGCUGAUCCAGAUUUGUAUAUAUUUGAAGAAUAUCAUUUGCCUGAGGGUGUGCGAGCAGCUUUGAUCAUUAAAGAGAGCCGCUCCAAUCACUUUGGCAAAUAUAAUUGUACAGUUAUCAACUCAUAUGGCAGCGAUUCAUUGCUGAUUACUUUAAUACCCGAACCUGGUUCUGUACCCGUCCUUUUGGUGGUCAUGGGCUCAAUGUCGUCAGUGGCCAUUAUUAUUAUGGUUGUGAUGCUAAUAAUAGUUUACAUGAGACGUAACAAAAAGAAACCAAUGCCAGCCGAUGUUAUACCAGAAGCUUCACGUGGUGGCGAUAAAUUGGCGGAUUUAAAAAGUGAAAUGCGUGCCAAAGCCUACGAAGCCGAUUAUACGGAUGGUUCAGAUGGCUUAGCUAUCAAUUUGACGCAAGCACCCAUGCCUGACGUACAAAUGAAAGGAGCUACACUGGGUGUACCGCUUGCAGGUCCUGUAAAAUUGGACGAAAGAUUUUCUGGUGAAUUCGGUGAACGAUAUAAACGUACAUGUAACUUGAAAAGUCUUAAAAAUCAAGACUUUAAAGAAACUGUCAAUGGUUAUGCUCCCUACUUUGAGUACGCUUUGGACUACAGUCCACCCAACGAUAGUAAAUCGACGGUAGAGUCAGUAUCUAAAAGUAACUCUAGUACUAUUAAUUCAGCUACUUUGCCACACUAUACAAAUUCAGUAAACACCAACAGCAAUAUGAGCUUACCACGCAAUCGCAGCGAUAUGCAACAACCGAAUAUUAAUAAUGGAUUUUUAGGUCAAUCCCUUUUGCAAAAUGGAAUAGACAGUCGCUUUAGUGCCAUCUACGGCAAUCCAUACCUGCGUACCAAUUCUUCUGUACUCCCACCUCUACCACCUCCCAGCACUGCCAAUCCAGCAGCAACGCCAGCUCCUCCACCCUACCAUGCGCCACGCAAUCAUGCCAACACCAAUGGCAUCGGUGUUAUGGGCAGCCUGAAAAACUUUGGCGCAGCCGCCAGCAUUAUCAGCUCCAGCAAUGGCCUAGCCAGUGUAAGCGGCAGCAGUUCUAAUCUUACGUCGAGCAGUAAUACUCUGGCUGCUACGCCGCUCGCACAACCCACCGCUAGUACACCCUCGAGUAUGGCAACAUCUGUGGCCACUACAGCUCAGAGUCCACCCGGGCAAUUUAUCUUACCGUCUAAUAGUAAUGGUGUGGCUAAAAAGGGAGCUCUAGCUACUCAUGUCUAGAGAAUACAAAAUCUCUUACAUACUGAUAAUGUUCGAGGAAACGAUUAUGAAUUAGCGAGUUGCCGUAAUUAAAAAAAUGACGCAAAAUGACGGCAGCAACAGGAGUCUUAUUAAAAUUUUAAAAAGAUAUUGUGAUUUUUAGCAUUAAUUAUUAACAUACCUUCGCGGCAAAUCUCUCUGGCUGGAUACCGGCGCCGGUUUGUAACAAUUCAAAUAAUCUAUAACAAGCGUUUGGGUAUCAAGCGUUUUAUUAACGUUUUAUUGUUAGGUGAAAUUUUAAACAAAUGUAAUUUAUACAGAAAUAUAUAUAUAUAUGC